Molecule: messenger RNA, 921 nt
Organism: Corylus avellana
Lineage: Eukaryota; Viridiplantae; Streptophyta; Magnoliopsida; Fagales; Betulaceae
Source: RefSeq, a predicted model, not a curated record
UUCUUGGUUAAUAAAGAAGGCAUAGAUGCUAGAAAAUCUCAGUUAUUACCUUUAAAAAGAAGAAAUCUGGUUUUUGGAUUACCUAGAUCGUAUGAUAUCCUAUGCUACAGUUACUUUGCCGCGUAUCUCGGGUUUCUCGACUUUCUUCUUGUCAGUAUCUGAACAUUUUUUGCCUACUGGAUGUGGAAAAAUCUUAGCCUGCUUCAUCUAUAUAAACUGAUUUACAGUCACUUGCAUUGUUAUCAGCAUCAAGCUUUUGAAGACUUUGGCGCUUCAAUAUUUUCAGAAGGAAUGGCACCGGGAAUUGAAUCAUCUGAGGGGAAUAACAAGAUGAGCAAAGGGUAUCAGUAUCCGAGCUGGAAGAAGAAGUUGACAGGGCUUGUGGUGGAUAAUGAAGAAUUGUGCAGAAUGGUGGAGAAGGGAAUUAUGGGUUUGUGUGGUGUGGAAACACAAGCUGUGGAGACUGGGGAGGCUGCAGUGGAGCUCAUUGCUUCUGGAGCAACUUUUGAUAUCAUUGUCAUUGACAGGUUUCUGCCUUCAAUGACUGGGCCUGAGACUGCUAGGAAGAUGCGUGAGAUGGGCGUUGAAAGCAAGAUUAUAGGUCUUUUUGCAUUGUAUUUUGAAGGAGAUGAAGAAGAAUUUGUUGCUGCUGGAGUUGACGACUUUAAGGAAAAGCCACUAUCACCCAAUUGGUUGGUCCCCAUGCUAAGGGAGCUGGACAACUAGAUCCAUCAAUAUCAAGCCUUCCAAACUAGAGGACCAUUCUAAGUUAAUUUCCUUGUAAUGUUUUCCUAUGCUGCUCUUUUGAGCUAAUAAUUAUAUUGUAAUAUGUCAAGCACAAUUGAGGUACAAUUGUAGUAUUAGUGGCAAAUUAAUUGGCAACAGGAGUAGUAGAGAUGUUUGUCCCUGAAAACUCAUGUG